AUCCCCCUUAAAUAGAAGCAGCACUCGCAACUUCUCUCCUCUCACUCCACAAAAGAAAACAUGAAGAUCGUCUCCUUCUUCGCCGUCUCCGCCUUCCUCUUCCUCUUCCCCUCGACCUCCGCCCAGACCUGCCGGACCACCUGCGGCAACCAGCCCCUCCGGUACCCCUUCGGGAGCGGCCCAGGGUGCGGCGACCCCCGCUUCCAGGGCCACGUCAAGUGCGACGAGGCGCUGCAGAAGCUCACCCUAACCACCCACACAGGGUGCUAUCCCGUCACCUCCAUCGACUACGCCGCGCAGGUCAUGUACAUCUCCGACCCGACCAUGUCCACGUGCGCGUGCUCCCAGGACAGCCGCGGCUUCGGCCUCGACUGGGGCCCCUUCUCCAUCCACGAGAACACCAUCUUCGCCCUCCUAGACUGCUCCACCUCCACCUCCCCCAUAUACAGCUCCACCGCCCCGGGGAAUUCCUCCUCCUCCUCCCCUCUCUGCGACGCCAAGGGCACUUCCAUAUGCAGCUUCCUCUACUCGUGCCACGCCAUAAGCAUGAUGAACCAGCAAGCCUCCACGUGCUGCGUGUACGCGCCGGUAGACCUCGGGCCGGCCUACGAGAUGGACCUCGGCAAGCUCAAGUGCGGCUCGUACUCGGGGUUCUACAGCUUCGACGGGCAGGAGGUGGACCCGGACCAGUGGAAGUACGGGAUCGCGCUCAAGUAUAGGUUCAACGUGUAUAAUGAGUACCCGAGCUCGUGCGCCGAGUGCGAGAGGAGCGGCGGGGCUUGCGGCUACGCCAGGCCUUUAGACACGUUCGUGUGCAAUUGCCCUGGCAGCGGGCUGAACACCACGUCCGACUGCUCCAUCGGGGCGUCCUGGAGUGAAGCUCCGGGGCACGUUCUCGCUCCCCGUACAGGAACAUGGGCUUUGCUUCUCUCAGUGGUCUCCAUUUUGUCGCUGGUCAUGAUCAGAGCGCCAUAAAACCAUCGAAGGAGUUCAUAAUAAAGCGGCCGGUCUCGGCCAUGCUUUUCCGUGGAGAAGCUCACGAUUCUUCGAUCGCAAGGAAAUCAUGUUUGCUUUCGCAAUUCAAUCAUGUAAAGGAAACCAAGUCAUCGCUCACUGAUAAAUGAAUUAUGGAAAGAUUAGCAAUAGCCUCUCAAUUCUCUC
Molecule: messenger RNA, 1161 nt
Organism: Eucalyptus grandis
Lineage: Eukaryota; Viridiplantae; Streptophyta; Magnoliopsida; Myrtales; Myrtaceae
Product: wall-associated receptor kinase-like 15
Molecular function (GO): polysaccharide binding
Source: RefSeq, a predicted model, not a curated record